Molecule: messenger RNA, 776 nt
Organism: Humulus lupulus (European hop)
Lineage: Eukaryota; Viridiplantae; Streptophyta; Magnoliopsida; Rosales; Cannabaceae
Product: early nodulin-like protein 15
Exons: 2
Coding region: 66-605 (179 amino acids)
Cellular component (GO): plasma membrane
Molecular function (GO): electron transfer activity
Source: RefSeq, a predicted model, not a curated record
UCAAUAUCAAAUCAUCGCCAUUGUCUUUCUAUUUUCACGCUUAAUCUAUUUUUCGUCCAUCAAUCAUGGCUAGCUUUUCAGGUUUAUCAUCCUCUCUGAUUAUACUCUUCUCUCUUCUUUUCACCAUCUCAGAAGCUAAGGAAAUAUUAGUUGGAGGCAAUUCCUAUUCAUGGUCAAUCCCAACUUCCAAUGAAACUGAAACCCUACUCAACAAAUGGGCUGAAAAAAGCCGUUUCCGCAUAGGGGACACUCUUGUGUGGAAGUAUGACGGUGAGAAGGAUUCAGUGUUGGAAGUGAGCAAGGAGGACUACGAGGCGUGCAAUACUUCAAGAGCCAUGAAGGAGUACAAGGACGGGAACACGAAGGUGAGUUUGGACAGAGCCGGGCCAUUCUACUUCAUUAGCGGGGCCAAGGGACACUGUGAGAAGGGCCAGAAGCUGAUCGUGGUUGUGCUGUCCCCAAGACGAAACAGGUUCUACGGUAUUUCUCCGGCGCCUUCUCCGGCUGAAAUCGAUGGUCCGGCUAUUGCUCCGACCAGCGGCGUUUCGAGCUUGAGAAGUGGUCUUGUUGUGGCUUUUGGAGUGUUGACUUUUUGGUUGUUUUGAAUCUUUUUUAUUUGAGGACAGAUCAUCAGUGGGUUGAGCUUACUAGUAUUAUUUAUUUAUUUAUUUUUAAUUUUCAAAUUAUUUUAUUAUUAUUUGAUUCAUUGUAUGCGAGCUUUGGCAUAUAAAAUCUGCUAUCCAGUAAUAUAAUGAUUACAUUUUUUUUUUUUUUUA